This is a messenger RNA of Miniopterus natalensis, 2139 nucleotides long. The record is from RefSeq and is a predicted model, not a curated record. NCBI's taxonomy places the organism in Eukaryota, Metazoa, Chordata, Mammalia, Chiroptera, Miniopteridae.
CCCGCGCACGGCUCGGUCAUCGGGGUGCCCAUCCGCGAGACGCCCAUCCUGGACGACUACGACUACGAGGACGACGAGGAGCCCCCGCGCCGCGCCAACCACGUCGCCCGCGACGACGACUUCGGCAGCCAGGGGACCCACGGGCUGGACAGCCUGGGCCGGCCGGGCGAGGACAAGGGCGACUUUGAGAAGAAAGCAGCAGCUGAGGCGACGCAGGAGACAGUGGAGUCCCUGAUGCAGAAGUUCAAGGAGAGUUUCCGCGCUAACACGCCCAUCGAGAUCGCUCAGCUGCAGCCAGCGCCGCGCAGCGCCUCGGCCGGGAAGCGGAAGCGGAGGAGCAAGUCCCGAGGGGGAAUCAGCUUUGGGAGAGCCAAGGGGACGUCGGGGUCCGAGGCGGACGACGAAACGCAGCUGACCUUCUACACGGAGCAGUACCGUAGCAGCCGUCGCCGCAGCAAAGGUUUGCUGAAAAGCCCAGUGAACAAGACGGCCCUAACGCUGAUUGCUGUGAGCUCCUGCAUCCUGGCCAUGGUGUGCGGCAGUCAGAUGUCCUGUCCACUCACCGUGAAGGUGACUCUGCACGUGCCUGAGCACUUCAUUGCGGACGGGAGCAGCUUUGUGGUGAGCGAAGGGAGCUACCUGGACAUCUCCGACUGGCUAAACCCCGCCAAGCUGUCCCUGUAUUACCAGAUCAACGCCACCUCCCCAUGGGUGAGGGACCUCUGCGGACAGAGGACAACAGAUGCCUGUGAGCAGCUCUGCGACCCAGAAACCGGAGAGUGUAGCUGUCAUGAAGGCUAUGCCCCUGACCCAGUUCACAGACAUCUGUGUGUGCGCAGUGACUGGGGACAGAGUGAAGGGCCUUGGCCUUACACAACACUUGAGAGGGGCUACGACUUGGUGACGGGGGAGCAAGCCCCGGAAAAGAUUCUCAGGUCUACUUUCAGCUUGGGCCAAGGACUCUGGCUUCCUGUCAGCAAAAGCUUCGUGGUGCCGCCUGUGGAGCUGUCCAUCAACCCCCUGGCCAGCUGCAAGACCGACGUGCUCGUCACGGAAGACCCCGCAGACGUCAGGGAAGAAGCGAUGCUGUCCACGUACUUUGAAACCAUCAACGACCUGCUGUCCUCCUUUGGGCCGGUCCGUGACUGCUCUCGGAACAACGGGGGCUGCACUCGGAACUUCAAGUGCGUGUCUGACCGCCAGGUGGACUCCUCGGGCUGCGUGUGUCCCGAAGAGCUGAGGCCCAUGAAGGACGGCUCCGGCUGCUAUGACCACUCCAAGGGCAUCGACUGCUCCGACGGCUUCAACGGUGGCUGCGAGCAGCUGUGCCUGCAGCAGACACUGCCUUUGCCCUACGAUGCCACCUCCAGCACCAUCUUCAUGUUCUGCGGCUGCGUGGAGGAGUACAAGCUGGCUCCUGAUGGGAAAUCCUGCCUCAUGCUCUCAGAUGUCUGCGAGGGCCCCAAGUGCCUCAAACCUGACUCCAAAUUCAAUGACACCCUCUUUGGAGAGAUGCUACAUGGCUACAACAACCGGACCCAGCAUGUGAACCAAGGCCAAGUCUUCCAAAUGACCUUUAGAGAAAACAACUUCAUCAAGGACUUCCCUCAGCUGGCCGACGGGCUGCUGGUGAUCCCGCUGCCGGUGGAGGAGCAGUGCCGGGGCGUCCUCUCCGAGCCCCUCCCGGACCUCCAGCUGCUCACUGGGGACGUCCGGUAUGACGAGGCCAUGGGCUACCCCAUGGUGCAGCAGUGGCGGGUCCGGAGCAACCUGUACCGCGUGAAGCUCAGCACCAUCACCCUCUCGGCAGGCUUCACCAACGUCCUCAAGAUCCUGACCAAGGAGAGCAGUCGGGAGGAGCUGCUGACCUUCAUCCAGCACUACGGCUCCCACUACAUCGCAGAGGCCCUCUACGGCUCCGAGCUCACCUGCAUCAUCCACUUCCCCAGCAAGAAGGUCCAGCAGCAGCUGUGGCUCCAGUACCAGAAAGCCAGUCCGCCAGCUUGUGAAUUUGAGUCCUGCCUGAACCUGGAGGUGGGAGUAGAAGUCAAAGUUAUCAGAAAGUCCAAUAGUGGGGGACAGGGGAGCAUGUCUGCACGGCUGAAUACCAAGCUUGUUGUGCUCAUGGAGAAUGUGUAG